CCACCGUUCGCAGCUAUUGCCAGCCAAUCGCCCGUCUGCCUAAGCCCGCCCGCAUCCACGCCCGUCUCUGCCACUUAUAUACAUACAAUACAUACAGACAUACAUACACACACCAACUGGAUUUGUUCGUAGUUACUGGCGCCAACACUCCCGCAAACACUCCGGUCUCCCACUUCCCCAGCUUAUCGAUAAUAGACCCCAUCAACCUCGAACGAACGAACGAACGAAGGCAGGACCCUCGAACUGCCAACACAUCGGUCCUACACCCAAUCCACCGCUCCAGCGCUGCAUAGGGAUCUUUUCUCGGACCUCUACGUACCUACCAUUCAUUAGCGAUAUGCGAAAAUACACAGUCUUUGCCUGACAAGCUCGAGCAUCGCCUCGAGAUCUAUGUCGGGCCUCAUUUCUCAUGGCGGGAUGAAUAAAACAUCCGCGCGCUCCUCCACUCCUCCAGCCCGCCGUGACUCUCCUCCGCCCGUGUCACCAACCAUCUCUCGCCUCUCUUCUCGAAGCCACACGCCUUCUAUCCCCCUGGCUGAUUCUCAUGACAUUACUUCAGGCCUCCCGCCUCGGUCUCAGAGUCCGUCAAGGUCGUCGUCUCCGCUCAACCCUACUUCGACAAUGGGGAGCCGCCCUGGCGGACCCGUCGACAAGGAGCGACCUUCGAACAUUCUCCAGCGACCGUCCAUAAUAUCCUCAACCUCUGCUCCAGCAGGCCGCAUACCGCGCCCGCUACUCCCACAAGAUCAUUCUCAUUACUCCGAAGCGUAUCUGCCAACUGCAGCUGUGACUCCCUCCUCGACCUCUCUAGCAGAACUUGCCCACCUCAUCCGUCUUAGCGGUUUUCAGGAGCAGAGGAGGUCACACUCGCGAAUUAGGUUGCAUAGAUGGCUAGUGUCGAGCGCUCUGUCUGCACGCUUAGUGCACUGUGGUGAGCUGGCUCAUCGUACACUAGUUGAUCAUUUCAGGGCAGAUGACAAGAAAGGUUUUGCUACGCUUUAUAAUGCCCUUCAUGACGUUCGGAACUCUUGUGAUGCAACACGGCGUUAUGCUCUGUUGGAACCCGACCUAGAGAUUAUGAAACAAAAGCAUGGAAAGAGUGAGCAGUCCUUUUCCACUUUUAUGCACGAGAUACCUGUCAAAAUUCGGGAUGACCUGCUGGAUUUCCUUUCUGAAAUAAGAACCAAUCCCGACUUUCUCGCGACGCGAGUCACCGGCCUGAACCAGACAGAGCUUGCGUCCAUGACAUCUUUCCGUCAAGUCAUGGACCCAAUUGAUACCGUUAUGGCACGCCAAAUACGUGGUCAACCGAUCAACACAACCCCUAGAUCAUCUCAACCCCCCGGGCCAAACUCAGUAGAGCGACUACUGUCAUUUCAACGACAUGAUCCUCUUGCCGCUCUCAUUUACACUGUCUUCGCGAAUUCGUCUGGGCCAGAUUCCGUGGAGGACUCUCGGCGUACAGACGUCUGGGCUACCACAUGCGCUAGAUUACUCUCAGAAGGUGUCCCUGGAUUUGAAAAGUUCAUCAAGGCUGUCUUUGACGUUUGGACCGGAAUGCGCGAAUGGCCUGGAAAAGUUAAUCUCGAACUCUACUUGAUGAAAGUCCUCCAGGAUGGCCAAUUUCUGUUGGACAAGGCAGAAGAGCAAGCACAGAGACCUAGGACAGGGCAACAAGAAGCUCGGAGCACCAAAGAUACCAUCGCGGCCGAUGAGUUUUAUGAUUCCGCAGUCAAGCAGCUAUUCGAAGUUAUCGAUGAUGAACCAGCAGCCGGAGGUCUACCAGAGGGUUUUCUCGAACUAGGUACCAUAUUCCUGCGAAAGUUGGAAGGCACUAAGCACCGUUCGAAGGGUCAAUUCCUUGUAGUAGGCAGAUGGUUCUUCGCUUCGCAUCUGCUCAGCAGCAUAGUGCAUCCGGAGACGCAAGGAAUUAUGACCGGUCAUCACAUCAGCGAGCAUGCCAGACAGAAGAUCCUCAAGGAGAUUGGUAUUCGCGCCUCGAAGUACGCACUCGACGUCUUGAUGAACUGGAAUAAACCAUCUACAGUUCUGCCAGAGAUAAGGGCACGUGUGGAGAGCAUCACUGGACGUCUGAAGUAUAACCGGAGCCGGUCAAAACCUGUGCUCUUACCUGCUAAGGCCAUUACCUCGCCGCGGGAGACAGUUGAAGUACAGCCCUUCAUCGUGGUUUGUCCUUCGGACAUCGUUACCAUGGUCCAUACACUGUUUCCUGAGCGUCGUCCCCAGUCAAGUGGCACUGAUAAAGACUCUAUACGGCGAGGUGGACUGGCGUCGGGAGCAUCGUCACUAUCUGGGGUAUCAAUGCCGAUGCGGACUGGACCACGGUCUUCUUCUGGUGACGCUAGCUCCGUCCUGAGUAUGUCUGCCUCUUCCAUGACAAGUGAGAAUACGUCCCGAGAGCCUUUACUAGAUGACCCGGAAAGGAUAUCACUUGCCCACCGUUACCCAGGGCCAGCCAAGAUAGAGCCCACAGAAGACUACGGCCGCCGGCUACGACUAGCUUGUUCUGAGAUGUCUCGUAUCCUUGGCGGCGUGGAUGCAAUCUCUGGUUCUUGUCAUCCUUGUGCCGAACGGUGGGCUGUACUUUAUGUUUCACCAGAUGGCAAGGGACUGCGAACGAGGAUGCACAAGGACAGUGAUGACGAGGACGAACAUGACGAUGAUUCUCCUGACAGCGACAGCGAAGAUGAGGGUCAGUCAAGCAUCGAUUUGGAGGCUGACUACCAUCAAUUGAAGCAGAACAUUGCUAAAUUAGUUGAGGAAUAUGAGAUACCUAAGGAGCUAGCACCAGAGAGUGAGUCUAAGGAGUUCAGUAACCGGACAUCCACUCAUCGAAGACACGCUCGCACUUUUGCUCGAGCACAAAGCGAGCAUCUGCAAUCGAAAAAUCCUUACCUUAGUCAAAGCAAUUUAACCAGCCUCAUAGCGGAAUCAAGGAAUAUGACACCAGGACGACAAAGAUCUCCACAACAUCAACGAAGUGGCAGUAAUCCAGAUUCCGGUGAUCAAUCCCAGGAGCGACAGCCUGUUCUGCUUACAAUGCUUGAGGCUGCUAUGACACAAUGUCAGGCCAGGUCAGACUAUGUGAACGCGCACAUCUAUUUCAAGACGAUCGAGCAGCUGAAACGGCUGCAAUCCCCCACAUUGAUGAAGAAUGGCUACGCUGCUCUGUUGAAUUACUUUUCUCGGGGUCCACGUGAUUCCUUGGGCAAAGCAGCUUCGGCUAUCGCCGAGUUCGAAGCUUGGUUUGUAUGGUUGAAUACAUCACAAGAGCGACAUGACGGCACCAUUGAGGAUAUGAUGUUCGGUCUCAAGAGCCUCAGAGACAAAAUGUGGUAUAUCACUGACGUGCGCAAUUCAGCCCGGUACGAGGAGGCCAAAAAUGUUGCUGUCGCGUUAAAGAUGAUGGGCCAGCCAACGAAAACCAUUGGCGGAAAGCCUCUCCAAUCUCACAAACCACGCACGUUUUCCCGAUCAUCUACGAACAACUUCUUGUUAAAGACAGAGUCACAAGUUGUCGACUUGAUUGCCGCGCAGGCCGAGUUUGGAGGUCCGAACAAACUAGGCGAUGAUCAAUCAGAGAUGACAGCCAAAUGGCUUUCCCAAUAUGCAAUCGAAAAUUUUUGCAAAGGCGAGGAACGAAUCCAUCGGUUCUGUCUCGAAAUUGACAGAUGCGUGAACAAACUUGUUGGUGAGGGUGUAAUGGAUGGCCCAGUGCUGUGGUCAAGCGAGCUCUAUCGUCGCGACAAAGAUAUCCUCGACAGCGGGCGACAGAAGGGGGAUUUGUUUCUGACUGGCGUUGGCACACUCUCUAUUGCUCGCGAUGAGGAGUACGAGACCAAUCGCCCAGGGUCACGUAGUCUGGACUUUGCUCAGCGUCCUAGCAUGGGUAGCUUGCGAUCCAUCUCCCACCGCAACGGCUCGCAGCAGAGCUUUGACUCUAGCAAGUGGAACACAGCAAAGACAGUGGAUCUCUUAGAUUCGCAAGACUACUUUGGGCCGUCCAAUCCAGUUCUGACCAUUGAUACGACCAGUACUUUUUGGUCGCCAUUCCAGGGUCAAGCUGAGUCCCCUUCUAGCUCCACAAGUAUCAGACCACAAACAGCUACGUCUUCCAAAGGCACAGUGAUGCUGAAGCAGUCUUCUUCGGUCAAUGAGGAGAAGAGAAGAUUCCUUCUGGACCUGAAGCAGUCAUUGACCGGCUUACUCCUAAGCGAUCUAGGGACAUUAGUAUUCGGUCAUGGCAGCGAGACCGAUUCCUGGUUUUCAGGCGACCUCGGAGAAGAGUGCAUCGCCCGAAAGGAGGAAGAAGAACGCAGGCGAAAACAGAAAUUGGCCCGGAAGAAGAGUAUGAAGAGCAUUCGUGCCGUGAAAGCGGACCAGCAUCGGAAUGCCGGAGGUCCCUUGGAAACACUUGGCCGCAAUGAGCGCGCUCCACCAUCUACUUCCCUAGCCACACUCCAGCAUGCCACGGAUAACCAAUCUGGCGGCGAACAGUCCUCGUCGGCAAGCGAUGCGACAGCUCGUUCUUCUCUGUCUGCUGCAAAGCGAGCGGGACUGCUUGAAUUCCCUUACAACAUGGCAUUCCGUCGAUUACUCCGCAAAUUCGCGACUCAUCCAAAUCCUUUCUCGAAGCUGCAUGCCUUGUACGAGCUGGAACUCAUUAUCAUCGCGUCUCUGUCGUCUCGUUCCAACCGGCAAUUUAACAAUCGGCAGCCUCUCCCAACAGUGCCCCAGUCGCCAACCUUGGGAUCCGUCCCAGAGCUCAGCUCAAGAGAGCCAGUCGCUCCCGUUCAGCGAGCUGCGAAUCUUCAGGAAGCCAUUGCUAAUUGUGAAGAACGUCGCUCACAUUCCAUGAAUCUGCAAUCGGAUAUUGGAUAUGGCACGAGCUCACCAAUACCUCGUUCUGGAACAAAGUCACCCGGCGGUCCACCCAGCACUGAUAUGAUAGUUGAAGUGUUGCAAGGCCUCUUCCGGGAUGCAGAGAUUCGCCCCAGAACUCUUUUCCGUGACUUACAGUACAUAGCCGCCUUUGUUCCUGCAUCAAUGUUAGACAAAUCUGCGCGAGGGAAAGCAUUCUGGGACGCUGGACUAGCGGCUCUAGGCCUCAAGGAGGAUGUCUGCAGAGUUAUGGUCGAGAUUGCUGAUGAGAUUGUGGUAUACAACACACAAAAUCGUGGCACUCACCAAACAGCAAACAGCACAGGAUCCGAUGGCGCGGGAUCUAGCAAAACGAGCUCAACACUAUCCUCCAUCAAUAAUACAGGAGCGGAAGGCCCUGAUAGCCCAGCACCACGGUUCAGUAUGGAAGAUGCAGCACGCAUGCUUGUCAUCACAGCUAAGGAAGGUGAUGCCGUCGCCGAGCGCGAGUUGGCUAUCUUCUAUCUUACACAUCCCGAUCUUUUGCAGAUACGCACAAUCCUUCCUCUCACCAGACCUAAGGACGUAUUCAAGGCGGAGCUUCUCAAUCGCGAUCGCGGCAGUAAAAGGGAAGAUCCUACACGUAGCGAUCCCAUCACCAUGUGCGUAGCACAACACUGGAUGGAGAUGAGCAUGAACGGUGGCGAUGAGCUUGCACGCAAAUAUCUUCGCCAACGAGAAGACAUGGAGCGCAUUUCCUAAAUGCAAACAUUAGAAAGUGAUACCUUGCUUAUCAUGUGUCGCCUUCUGAUUCCCUCGGGCUACAAUUAGACUGGAUUUUAGCGUUUGUUGCUUGCUUAUUGCGAUGCAUAGCGAAAGGUCGCCUCACAGUGCAUGUCACGAAUUUCCUUGGCUUAUAUAG
Messenger RNA from Pseudovirgaria hyperparasitica, 5803 nucleotides. RefSeq lists its product as uncharacterized. Bases 391 to 5643 code for a protein of 1750 amino acids. The record is from RefSeq and is a predicted model, not a curated record. The transcript has 5 exons. Lineage: Eukaryota; Fungi; Ascomycota; Dothideomycetes; Acrospermales; Acrospermaceae.